Messenger RNA from Schizophyllum commune H4-8, 3113 nucleotides. RefSeq lists its product as uncharacterized. The transcript has 19 exons. Bases 186 to 2972 code for a protein of 928 amino acids. The record is from RefSeq and is a predicted model, not a curated record. NCBI's taxonomy places the organism in Eukaryota, Fungi, Basidiomycota, Agaricomycetes, Agaricales, Schizophyllaceae. Gene Ontology annotation, biological process: DNA repair.
ACGGCAUCCUGGGGGACAAGAUCUUGACAUACAAACUGCAGAUAGCCCAAACACAAACUCGAGAAACCCGCGGCAGAAGCAGUGGGCCGAACAAGGCUAGCCCGCAGGGCAUGGUCUGGCAGAGGUUCAUUGAUCAAUGUAAAACUCUGAAGGGAUCGAAACGCGCAUGCCGCAAAUGGAUGACCAUGGCCUUCGACGUUGAGGGUCGUUUUGAGCUCCUCCACGCGGAGUGGACAUUGUUCGCGCAAUUCUUCUACAAGCUCUCGACCGAGAGCGAGCAGGCGGCAAUGCUGUUCAUGAACACCGAACGCCGCAAUCGUGGUCUGGACACAAGCAUCUUGAAUGGAAGUGCGACUUCCGUUGCUGCGCAGGAGCGUUCAUUAUUCGCCGAGGAGAAGCCACGUCGCGCGCGAAAGCGCAAGCGGCGGCGCAAGGACGCAGAGGGGGAGGGCGAACGAGUGGCCAAGACGCCAAAGCUGUCGAAGAAGUCGGGCAAGAAGCGUGCUAAAUCGCCGGAACCUGUUGCUCAGCCCUCGAGCCCACUAUCGUCUGUAUCCUCUCCGGAACUCCCAUUAGCGGAGUCACAUCUCGCGAACAGAGUUGUGGCUGAAGCGUCGAAGGAUGGCCACAAUCGACAACACUCGUGUCCUACGCCGCGGGAUGUAAAUUUACCCCCGUCGGUCACCUCUACUAGGAAGGAUGGCAUGGGCGCGUCAACACCCUCGACACAGCGUCUGACGACCCCCGCUGGUGUAGACGACCAGGACAAGCCAGAACCUGAAGACGCUACUAUCCAGAUCGAUGUGUCGCUGAACGCAGAGCCUUCGACAUCGAAAGCUCGUGUGUUCAACUCUGACACAGGCGAAGUGGCUUGCCAGUCGACUGUUUCAGAUGAAGGUGGCAAUGCCGACGAAGUCCAAGCGCAAUUGAACGUCAAUCAUGAUAUAGAGCAUCGCCAUGGCGCUUACAGUUUCGUGGAGGUUGAGCCUAAAGUCGAGGACGUUGAGAUGCGGUUAGCCACCUUCGAAGAUAUUCAAGAGCUCCCUGUUCCGCUACAGCUCUGCGACAACCUUCCCCUCAUAUCAGCUGCCUCUCACUCAGCAGUGCGAGACCAACCACCGCCCGUUCCGAAGUUGCCUCUGCCACGGAAGCCGACUAUCUGGGCCCAGACUCGGCAAGAGGUCUGCGAGUCUUUCCCGUGGUUCCGGAGCUUUCAAGGCGGUGUUUACCACAAUGACAACGUCGUGAAAGGAUAUCUUCUCAGUGGUCAUCCUGCCGAACGAGACAGAUUCGAACAAAACGGGAAGUUCAUCAUCUCGCAUGGAGGCGGAAAAUCCGAGAGCAUGGCCAUGCAAGACGGCAAGCUGACCGUCGUCCCCGCGCAAGACCAGAGCGAGAACGACCGGUCGGUGAGGGCGCUCUUGCACACCUACCUCGAGAAACGGCCCAUCGUCCUCCUUCUGGACGACAACUACCGACUCUUCCCAUACGAUCUUAAGGCGCAUGGCAUCGUGUACGCUGUGCUUGGGCUUUACUUUAUCAAGCACGCGUGGGCGGAGCGUCAGCCAGCCGGCCCUUCUACUCCAGGUGGUACUGUCGUACGGUUCAAAUUUGCCUUCCAGUGGUGCGAAGGCCAGGAUGCGCCGUGGUGGUCGCCUCCUCCCCUCGAACUUGGCUUAGUGACACCUAAGCCGGAGCGUGAUACGCCGAGCUGCCCUAUCGAACCCGCAACGACGGAUGCCCGACGCCGCCCUCCAGUUCCCAAGAGGAAGAAGAAGAGAACGAACUUUGUUGCAUUAGGCCAAAUAUGCCAACGGCCCGAUAGAUCAUACCUCUGCCCGACCUGCGGGAAGCGGUCGACCCUGGUGUAUCGCAGCCAUAUCUGCCUGUACCCUCAAUGUCAAGCCUUCUGGCUCGUCGACGGCGUCCACCCUGUCGCGCCAAACAACUUGAAGGCUAAUCCAGACCUCGCGACGCUUGAUGAUCCCUGCUGGGUGCCCGAGAACAUGCGCGACGUUCGACCGCCCCCUCCCGUCAAAUUGGACCUGCUGUGCAAGCCUGGGAUCACGACCACGGAACCCUUCACGCAGGGUUGGCAUUGUAAGCAGUGUGGGCGAUUGUCUUGUCGGACGUACUGGGACAGGUGGGAGUGCCCCGCGUGUAACGCACCUCCAGUGCCGGUGAACGCGCUUAUACGGGACGCAAAAGACUUCGCUUGCCUGCCAACGAAGGUCAAGAUGGACUGGCUUCACAGCAAGGUCUACUCAAAGGGUGAUAUCGAGCGCUUGCCAAUGCGUCCCUUCACCAACGACGAGGGUAUCAUCAUAGGCAACUACCAGGCUUUCAAGUUCACCGACGGCUCUGGCACCCUCUACCACAUCAAGUCGACGACCAUCGUCGGACAACAGGAGGCCCAACAUGUAUUCCGGCAGUACCAACUGGACGCCAACAGCGGCUCCCUCAACUUCCAGCGGCUGCCUCUUAGAUCGCACAAGCUACGAGGCGCUUGCCUGGCGCAUUACUUCUCGCACAACACCGGCAAGCCAUAUCAUUACGUCGGCGGUGGUGCCAACACCACGCCAUGGAAACAGGCGCCUGAAGCUGUCCUGGCCGCGCGUGAGCUGAUGCACAAGCGCAUCCGACAAGCCCUUGGUCGCCAAGAAUCGUUCAACGAGGUGCUAAGCGCCGCAUACAUGGAGAGCCAGAAAAUGGCGUUCCACAGCGACGCAGAAGCCGGCCUCGGGCCGCUCGUCGCUGGCCUCUCUUUGGGCGCGCCGGCGUUCAUGCACUUCCGUCGGGUUCCCAAGACGAAGGAGGCCCUUGACGGACAGAAAGGAAUCCUUCUCUCGUUCAAGCUGGAGCACGGCGACAUCCUAGUCAUGGACGGACCUCGGAUACAACUACGAUACCAACACACCGUCGUACCUACGAACUUUCGCAUCGCAGCGACCGCGCGGCAGAUAGGCGACUGAACGAUCUCAUUUACCAAUCACCAGCGUACUCGUCAACCCCCAGCCUUGAUUGACUACCCUACGACGUCUACUCUAGUAUUACUUUGACAAUGAAGACGCGCCGCCCAAGCGCUCAGCAUCGACGCAGCGUGGCAUGUUGAC